This is a messenger RNA of Trichoderma breve, 531 nucleotides long. RefSeq lists its product as uncharacterized. The coding region runs from base 1 to 531 and encodes 176 amino acids. Lineage: Eukaryota; Fungi; Ascomycota; Sordariomycetes; Hypocreales; Hypocreaceae. The record is from RefSeq and is a predicted model, not a curated record. The transcript has 2 exons.
AUGGAUCACCGACGCUCGUGCAUGGCCAGCCUUGGUGACGGUCACCCAUCCAUGCAGAAUGUCACGACAACUGUCAUUGCCGUGUUGGCCCCUUACAAACAGACCGAACGAUCAUCAUAUCCUAUCAGUUUGCUCAAGGCUUUCCGCGGAACUGCGCCUCUUCCUGCACGAUGCCAGCAUACGGAGGUUCCCAGGACGCUGGUUACCUGUAUUCGGAGUGACAUACAUUUCAUCGACGCAGCUCUCGAGGGAGGCAGGGGCACAGAUCUACAGCUGAGCUAUGCGCGGGCACCAGAUAUUGUCCAAGGCACUCGCCUGACUACGAGAGCAAUGGGUUUUGCUACUCCUAACAACAAGGAAGCUGUAUCCCGUGAUGACAACCCCCAAUGCCACUUGCUCACUCCCGAUCCGACGUACAAGGGGAAUGUUCUGGCAAACAAUAGCGUACCUAUGCUCAAGAUGUUCUCUCAGAGUAUAUGCGUCUUGCUCUCAUCGGAGCAGCAAAAAAUCCUUAGCCGACGGGUUGGAUGA